This is a messenger RNA of Rubroshorea leprosula, 438 nucleotides long. The record is from the annotation of a GenBank genome assembly. NCBI's taxonomy places the organism in Eukaryota, Viridiplantae, Streptophyta, Magnoliopsida, Malvales, Dipterocarpaceae.
AUUUGGAAAGGAUUGAUGUUCGCCGUGAACUCCAGAGUAAACAGAGGUAGAGUGAAAUAACAAACCAGGCGGUUUAUGGCAUCACACUGGUCCGGCUUAAAUAUCCGCCACCACUUCACCGAACCAUACCCUAACAUGAGCGCAAAAUAUAGCGGCGUCAUCGCCACCACCACCUUAUAAACAUCUUCCCACCUUAUCAUUUUCCCUUUUAUUUUCUCACCAACAAAACAGAAUAUCGAUAGCGCUUCUUGGAAUAUUGUAACACUACUGUCAUUAACAACGGUUGAGGGUUGGUAUUUAUAUGCAUGCAAAGAGCGAUUCUAUUCCAUACUGUGGAUUCGUGAAGUCUGUGGAAGUUCUGGGAAAUGUGGGGUUUCACCCGGAAAGGAGUUUAUGGUGAGGAGAAUUUUGCGUUUAAAUUAAAGCAUGCAAGGAAUG